Molecule: messenger RNA, 2400 nt
Organism: Centruroides sculpturatus (bark scorpion)
Lineage: Eukaryota; Metazoa; Arthropoda; Arachnida; Scorpiones; Buthidae
Product: jerky protein homolog-like
Exons: 2
Coding region: 296-1975 (559 amino acids)
Cellular component (GO): nucleus
Molecular function (GO): DNA binding
Source: RefSeq, a predicted model, not a curated record
UAUAUAUGUUUACAGUUAUUGAAAAAGAAAUCUAAAAAUUCAACAGAUAGUCAACAAGACACUGUAGAACAAUCAACUGUAUUUACUGAUGAAGAUUUUGAAAACUUUGAAAGAGAAUAUAAUUUAAAAUAAUUGAAUUUAUCAUGUAUAGCAUCAUUUAUCUGAAAACCGAUCAACCAAAACAUUGGUGAAAGCAAAUUCAAAUUUCCACUAGUGCUGUGGUAUAGCAGCACUUUCCUUCUCCUGCCAACCAGCCUAUGUGACCAAACUUGUCACUUGUGACAAAUUGUGCUGUAUGUACUGUAGUUGUUGUUUUGUUGCAAUGGCAACUAAACGUAAACGCAUUGUUCUCAGUGUUUUCGAUAAAAUUAAAAUAAUAAACCAGUUGAAGAAUGGUGCUAGAGGAUCAAGCUUAGCUCGGGAAUAUGGAGUUGGAAAUGCCACAAUAUCGGACAUUAAAAAGAAUAGUGACGCCAUUAUAAAAUUUUCAAGUAUACUUGAUAGUGAAGAUGGAAGCGUGUACAGAAAAACAAUGAAAAUGGCAGAAAACCAGGAUUUAGACACUGCAGUUUACAUGUGGUACGUGCAGGUACGUAACCAAGGACAACCAAUAACUGGCCCUUUGAUUUGUAAAAAGGCUCUUGAAAUAAACAAGAAACUAGGGGGUAAUGAUGAUUUUAAAGCGACUAACGGCUGGCUUAUGCGUUUCAAAUCUAGGCACGGAAUUAGGCACUUUAACAUUCGGGGUGAAAAACUGUCAGCUGAUACUGAAAUAGCUGAACAGUUGAAAGAGUUUUUUAAAAACAUGAUUGAUCAGAAGGUCUACAAAAAAGCCAAUAUCUACAAUGCAGACGAAACUGGUUUGUACUGGAAGAAAAUGCCAACAAAAAGUGUAAUUUCUAAGAAUGAGAUGUCAGCACCUGGUUUUAAGGCAAGCAAAUCACGCGUCACUGUUAUGGUAUGCGGAAAUGCUACAGGAACGCACAGACUACCUUUGCUAAUCAUAGGGAAGUCUAAAAAUCCACGGUGCUUUAAGGGAAUAAAACAAUUGCCAGUCAUUUACAAGAAUCAAAAGAAUUCAUGGAUGGAUACAAGCAUUUUUAUAGAAUGGUAUGACACUGUGUUUAUCCCUGAAGUCAAAAAGCAUCAGCUUACAACUGGGAAUUCUGGAAAUGUUUUGUUGUUGAUUGAUAGUGCCCAAAGUCAUCCCUCAAACAUUUCACUGGAAAGAGAAAAUGGAAAGUUUAAAGUUGUUUUCUUGCCUCCCAACAUUGCGUCAGUCCUACAACCGAUGGACCAGGGGGUCAUUGAAAGCUUCAAACGUUAUUACAGAAAGGCAUUGCUACAUAUGGUACUGAUUGGGGAAGAAUAUGAAAAAACAAUUCGGCAAGUGUACACUAAAAUUAACUUGAAGGAUGCUAUGUACAUGGCAGCAGAAGCUUGGGCUACUGUCAAGGACACUACACUAGCAACAGCUUGGAAUAAGCUCCUACCAUCAUAUGGUUCUAUCAUUGCACCUGAAGAACCACCAAACAGCCAAUUUGUAUCACAACUGUUUGGGCUGAUUAAAGAACGUUCUGGAUUUGAAGAAUGUGAUGAAGAAAACAUUCAAGACUGGCUCAAAUGUGAUGUCGAUGAUCGUGGCUAUCAAGUAUUUUCAGAUGAUGAAAUCGUUGCCAGUAUCAUUGACAACCAACAAGAGCCUAGUGAUGAUGAAGAAGAGCCUAGUGAUGAUGAAGAAGAGCCUAGCGAUGAUGAAGAAGAGCCUUGCGAUAAUGACCAUGCUGAAAAAUGUCCAUCCAGUGAGGAAGCUUUUCACUGCCUUGAGACAGCUAUAAAGUGGUUAGAACAACAAGAAGAAUGUGAUGCUGUCCAAUUGCUGCUGUCUUUAAAACGUGUGCGAGAUUUAGCAGCAAGAAAACGGGACUCAGCUACGAAGCAAAAGACAAUUUUGGACUUUUAUCCUAAACUGUAGGCCUAUUUUAUGUAAGGUAUGCAUUUGUAAGACAUGUAUAUAAAAUAUAUACAGUACAGUUUUGUGUUUAAUAAAUUUUUUUCUCAAAUUAUCAGUUAUCAGAACAGUCCUGAAUUAUUUCGGAUAAUCAAUAAUUUACUGUAGUUAUUUUUUAAGGUGGUACAGUACAUUAUAAUAUAUUAGUAUAUCAAACAUUGUGAAGCCCAGCAUGUAUAUAGAAACAUAACCAAACAAUCACCUUAAAUAAUCAGGCUAUAACUCUGCUAAUUUAAUGAUUAAUACUAAACUUUAAUCCAUACUCAGAUUCAAAGCAUAUUGUAUAUCAAAUACACCUUAUUAUUGAGAGACUUUGUUUAUUACAUUGAACAAACAUUUUCAACCCACUCAAUGGGUCAUCAUCAGGUUAUUGAUGCUAUCCGAACCUU